AUGGCCGACGCCGCCGACGUGCGCCAGGGCCUUCAAGAGCUUCGCGAACACGCCACUCGUCGAGAGGUUGGCCUUCUCCGCGUUACAGCUCAGGAGCAGCGUCUCCUGAUCCAAAAGUUGCAAGCAAAACUCAAGAAAUACAAAAAUGGCCUCGCGACCGGCUCGGACCCAGGCCUGACAUCCCUGGAGGACUCCCGGCGCCCCCCAGAUCACCUCUCCCGUGCUGAGCAUGAGAGCAUCUUGCAAACCACCACCCACGAAUAUAAAGAACGUCUCAUUCAGGAAGCCACUUCCAUGAUUCAAGCCUCCAACAAUGAGCUUCGGGAACGCUAUACAGUCGAGCUGCAGAGCCAGGCUCAAGAACUACAGAGAGCCAUUGACGAGCGGGAUGCCUAUUGGCAAGACCAAGUCAAAAGCAUUACUGCUCAGCUGCGCGCAACAGAACGCGAGCGAGACCAUGCUCGGCAAGCAGCCACCUCAUCGCAAGUGCUGCCAGCGUCCCCGUCAGAGCUGGCACGUCCCAGGCAGCAGAACACUGACUUACAUGCCAGAGCUGCAGCUUCCGAGUCCAAACUGCAGCAGGAACUGGCUCAGUGCCAAGAGAGAGAGCAGGCCCUUAUACAGCAACAUCACCAAGAGCAGGCCCGGCUGCGCCAGGACUUGCUUGAUCUGCAAGCCAACCUUCAAGCUCAAGCAGCCAAUUGCGACGAACAUGCAAAAAAGGCCCAGGCAGCGCAAGCCACCAUUGCAACCUUACGCCGUGAGCUUGACGCUCGCUGCGAGGCUCAAGAGAUCAUGGAGGCACGACACCGCGAUGAAUUGUCAAAACAAAAGGAUCGUGCCGCCGCUGAGCUACACCGUGCCCGUGAGCAACUGCAGGCCGCUUCCGAGCACGCGACGCAAGCGCAAGAGCUAAAAGCCCGCCUUCUUGUGGUCGAGCAGGCUCGAGACACCGCUCUCACACGCGGACAAGCGUUGGAGCAGCAGCUAACCGCCGUCCUCCAGAGUCUUGAGCAGAACACCUCUGCAAACGAUGCCGAAAUGAGCCAAAUUCAGGACCUGCAGACCUUGUUAGCGCAGCAAGAAGAGAAACUUGCCGCGGCUCGGCAAGACGCUUCCCAGUGGCAACAAGCCUAUGAACGAGAACGCUCCGAGCGUGGUGCAGCCCUGGAUCGCUCACAAUCUGACAGUCAUGCCUGGACCCAGCAACGACAGCAACUCGAGACUGACUUGGCAAAGCAACGCCAGUCCUAUGAAACGCGCCUUACCGCUGAGCGGCAGCGAUUUGAGACGCAAUUGGAUGAGGAGCGACAGCAACAUGAAAAGCGGCUUGCCCAACAGCAGCAAUCCCAAGAAAUGCAGCUCAAACAGUUGAUAGAGGAACGCCAACAGCUGGAAGAAACGCUGACUGAGGAGCGCCAAAAGCUGGCGGAGGCCCUGGCCAGGGAGCAGGGGCGCGCCGAUGCAGACCUUGCGCAGCUUGAAGAGGAGCGACAAAAAGUACAAAAAGAGUUGACAGAGGAGCGACACUCCUUUGAUAAACGCAUGACGCAACUUACUACCGAGCGCCGUCAAGUGGAAACGCAGCUCACUGCAGAACAAGAGCGUCUUCGCGAGGACUUGGCCCAGGCACGCCAGGAGCACGCACGGGAGGCCGCAGCUAUUCAACAAGAGCUGCUGCGGUACAAAGACGCCAUGCAUACCAUGACCGAGCAAGUGAAGGCCUUUGAAGAGGCCGAACGCGCUCAUGCAGAUGUCGUGGCUGAUCUUGAGCGCCAAGUGGCCAAUCAGCAUCAACUGGAGCAGCAGUAUGAGCAAUUAAAGGAUGAAUUUGACUGGUAUCAAGCUGCGCAGGAGGAAAGCCAAGCAGGUUUGCACCGCGAGCUUGCAACACGAACCGCUGCCCAGCGCGUCGUUGAGCUCAUGUCCAACGAGCUCCAGGGCCAGAUUGUCGCCGCAACCAGGGAAUUGGAUCGCUUAACACGGGCAUUUCGUGCGCAGGAGGCCUCCAAGGCAAGCUUGAACAGAUCUCAGGAAGCCUGGGCCGCUCAGCGAGCCCAACAUGCUCACCGCCAAGACCUCCUGCUUCAGCAUUCCAGACAAGCGCAGCUUGAUCUGGCCACGGCUCGCACCCAAACCGGCGAUGCUUCGGCCAGGAUAGCCACCCUUGAGCAUGAGCUUGCAAGCCAAAAAGCAGCCACGCAAAAAGCGGAGGCACACUCAACGCAGCUGUAUCACGACCUCGCGGAUUGUCGCGUCUCACAACGCAACGUCGAGGCAACGGUGAAGGAGUUACAGCGGGAGUUGCAAGCCGCUCACAGUGUCCUGGAAUCUACGCGCGCGGCUCACGCCGAGCAGCUACAACUUCAAAAGGAACAAUCACAGGAGCAACUUCAACGUCACGAAGCCCAGUGGCGGGAGCAGUUGCAUCAUCAAAAGGUCCAAUUGCAAGAGCAGCAAAAUAUGGCACAUCAGCAGCAACAAAAAUUGACUGGUGAGCUGGCGGAGCUGCAGCGAGCCUGUGCAGCGAGUGAGGCGGCUCUGGCGCAAGCUCAGACGGCACAUGAGGGUGCCCGCGCCGUUGCGGUUGCCCAGCUAGAUGCUCGUCGAGCAGCGCAGGCUCGAAUUACCGUGUCUCAUCGUCGAGUUGAUGAGUGGAAGCGCGCAGCAGACGAAUCGCAAAUCCGGUUGGCAAAGGCCGACGAGGCGCGGCGCAGCGCUGAAGCUGCACAAAGAGAUUUAACGGAACAAAGUCGUUACUUGGAGAAUGCUCGCUGCGCGAGUAACGAAGCUGUGAAGCAGGCGCACGAAGAGCAAAACCGUCUUCAAGCUGUUGGAGAGCGCUUGCGAAGCGAGCGGGAUCAGGCUAAUCACCUUUGCCAACGCGCCAAAACGGACCUGGCCACGACACAGCGUUGCCUGCGCGCAUUUGCAACUACAAGUCGGGAGGUGAUUGCGAGUCUGCGCACCGAUCUCAAACAACAGCGGGCGCACAUUUACUCUUUCAAGGAGCACCAGCUGCGUGCUUUGGGGGAUCUCAUGGCGGCCGUGCAGCAAGCUGUUGCAACUGCAUGUCGUGCGGCUGGUCAACCUGUGCGAGCAACCCUCCAGGUCUUAAGAGACGAUUUGCAGCAGCUGCGCGUGGAGCUGCAGACCCAAACGAAAAAUGUCAGCCUGCAUGCAGCGGCUAGCAUACGCGAGCUUAAGCACGCAUUCUCUCAACGAUUGCAGCUCGUGAGUCAGGGAGCCGCGCCGGAUAUGAUGGGUGCAAACACUGUUGGUGUGCUUCAAGCUGAUAUUCGCCAUGAUCCAAAGGAACAGCUUCAUCAAUGUAGCCUUGCUUUGACAAAUAUAAAAGAGAGCCUUUCACAAGCUUGCCAACAACUGAAGCCUGUGCCCCCACCUGUUUUGCCAGGCGCAGAGGACGACGUACAUACUGACGGCAAGUCAGCCGGGGCCUCUGGGCGCGGCUUGCCAGAGGGAGAUGCCGCGAAGCGCUUGCUACGGUUGGCCAUCGCGUUGGAGCGCGCACCGUCCGUCAUGCCAGGCACUGCUGGCGUGGCCACACAAACCGAUGCACAGCCGCCCAUCGAGCCGGCAGCUGGCUUGCUUUUGCGCCGCAUGGCCGAAGGUGUACGAGCGCUGGCACAAGCCUCGCGCGAUGAUGCAACCGUGCAAGCUGUGCGUGCUACGCGUCGCAAAGCCCGCCUUUGCGUAGCAGACAUUGUGCAGCUACAUGUCAAUGCCACGGCUCGCGCGGUAGCACUGCUGCAAGAUGCACAUGCCAACACUCCGCCUCGUCACAACGUGGACGCCCAGUCCGACGUUCGGCAUCGAGUCACCUCAACCGUGGUGCAAACGGAACAAACGAGAGAAGAGCUGCUUAGGGUGCUGCACAAGUUGGGAGGCAUGUCGGACGCCACUGCCGCCACUGUCGGGCUGGAUUUGUCAGAAAUGCAAGCCUGCCUUGCUGCCAUGGAGCAAAUGUGUGUUGUCGUGCGUCGAGGUGGCGGACAUCGGACCGCAAAGGAAAAGGUGGAUUCGGGCAGUAAGGAGCGUCGAGCGCUGCGCCAGCGUCUCCGCGAGUCGGAUGUGCGCAUUAGUGCUUGCAUCGAAGAUCUCUGCGGCUCCAUGGAAGCGGUUUGUGGCCAACUUGCUUUUGCACAUGCCUGCUGCUCUGCAUAUUGGUUCAAAGGACUGCUCAAUUGCUCAAUUGCGGCACAUGAUGCAGGCGCACAGCGUGACAAGCUCGCGCGAGCUCAGCUUGGGCAGACGACGGAGCUCAGUACAAAGUCCCCACACCCCCCGCACUCCUUUGGACCGCCUUGGUUUGGCACCCGUGGCAACCUCGACCCCUCGCCGGGAUCGGGCCGGCCCCAAUCUCCAAAACACUUCGCCCGCCUCUUCACCAAUGCCAUAGAAAUCCCGACAUUCCAUGACAUGAUAGCAUCACAUCAUCGAUAA
Molecule: messenger RNA, 4464 nt
Organism: Monosiga brevicollis MX1
Lineage: Eukaryota; Choanoflagellata; Craspedida; Salpingoecidae
Exons: 5
Coding region: 1-4464 (1487 amino acids)
Source: RefSeq, a predicted model, not a curated record